AUGGCCCCAGCUGCCGCCGCCGCCGUCCACCCGUCGUCGUGGCUGCGGCCCUGGCCACCUUCCCGUCUAGCGGGGCUGCGCUGCCACCACCGUCAUCUGCUCGCGCCCGCGGCCACCAGAUCACGCCGCCCCAUGACCCUCGGCCGCUCACCCGUGCACGGCCCCAGCCGCCGCCCCUGCAAUCCGCCCGCCGCAGUGGCCGCGGCCCCGGCCGCCUUCCCCUCCGGCAAUGCAGCACCGCCGCCGCCGUCAUCUGCUUGUGCCAGCGGCCAUCAAAUUUUGUGCCGGCACGUGACCCUCAGCCACUCGCCCUGCGCACAGCCCCAGCUGCUUGGGGCUGCCGAUGCCUUCCCGAAGCUCGAGGCGCGUUGCUUGGGGCUGCCCCCACUGCUUCGUUGCGGAGCACCGCAGGAUGUUGGGCGCCAUUGGAGGAGCCGCUGGGUGGUGCUCGGAGUCCCUCAUCCGUCGAAGCGCUCAGAGCCACUAUCACCCGCACUAUCGCGGAGGUGA
This is a messenger RNA of Setaria italica (foxtail millet), 510 nucleotides long. RefSeq lists its product as uncharacterized. Lineage: Eukaryota; Viridiplantae; Streptophyta; Magnoliopsida; Poales; Poaceae. The transcript has a single exon. Bases 1 to 510 code for a protein of 169 amino acids. The record is from RefSeq and is a predicted model, not a curated record.